Molecule: messenger RNA, 765 nt
Organism: Alternaria atra
Lineage: Eukaryota; Fungi; Ascomycota; Dothideomycetes; Pleosporales; Pleosporaceae
Exons: 2
Coding region: 1-765 (254 amino acids)
Source: RefSeq, a predicted model, not a curated record
AUGUCUCGACGAUUUCUCAGAAGCUCCUCUGAACGCGACCCCGACAACAAAUCUCGUUGCAACGAUUCUCCAGCCUCUGGAGCAGACCAUGAAGAAAACCACCAGGAGUUUGGGUAUGCCUCCCAAAGUGAGGGACCGUCAGCAUCUGCACCAGGCACCACCGGAUCUAUCGUGUUCUUGCAUCAGCCAAUCCCGGAACACCCGUACACCCUCCUACCACAGCAGGUGGAAUGGGCCAAUAGAAAUCUCUUGCUGGGACAAGCAGGAUACGAUGUGGGUCUUCAAUACCCCUGUCAAAUCAAUAACUGGAACGACAACGCUUCCAACUUUAAUCAGCUGGGAGAAUCAACCUUCGGUACUACAUCCUACGACGCCUCACUCGACCUCUCAAACGGAGGGUUCGAUGUAGGACUUGAUUUCCAGCUGGCUACAACAUGGGGUUUUGACCACACUUAUGGCCAUGGUCAGCCGAUGAUGCCUACCAUGCAUGGAGGCCAGCUUGUCCCGGCAUCCUAUCCUACUCUAGCCCCAGCCGGUCUAACUGCUCCAACCAUCACUACAAACACGGGCUCUAUCCGCUGUCCCCAAGGCUGUAUCGAGACGUUCGGUCGUGGCGGAGAGUUGCGCCGCCACAUGAAAAAGCAUGAAACACCUCGCUACAAAUGUCCUAUCUACAACUGUCCUAUGACCUUCUACCGUAAGGACAAGCUGCGUGACCACGCUCAGAAAGGACACAAGGGUCGCGAUUCCCUGAACAUCCGUUGA